AAAAGUUGAAAGAUCUGGGAAAGGUGAGCUACUCUCCGCUUCUUCCUUUCAUUACAUUAGGUACCUACCUAUGCGCAUUACCUUACGCCUUAAUAGCCGAUGCCAGAGUACAGCACUCUUUUAGGCCAUCUCCUAGCAGCUAAGACUGCUGCUGACGAGCUUCCGCCCGGUGCACAUAGCACUUACAUUCUUGACCGGAUAGCUAAGAAGCUAGACGGAGGAGAUGGCCCACCGGCAUAUUACUUUGAUACCUACCCUAUCAGCGUUCCUUUGCUUGUCGUAAGGGACCCUUAUAUUGCCAAUCAGGCGACCAGUCAUCCCUGGGUAUCGGCCGAGAAGCCUGCUAUACUUAAUGAUUGGUUUGCACCUAUCUCAGGAAAAGGAGGCCUCAAUCUCUUUACCCAGAAUGGGCAGGAAUGGAAAACCGACCAUAAUAUUUUCCUACCUUUCUUCAACAACAGCAAUCUCGAUGCCACCAUGCCUGUGGUAGUUGAACAGCUAGUCGUUUUUCGCGAAAUUAUCCGGAAAGAAGCUCGCACAGGAGGUUUAUUUCGCUUUGAACCGUUGGCACUAUCUCUUAUGAACGACAUCAUUGGGCUCGUGGUGUUUAAUGCUGAGCUGGGCAACCAGACCUCCGGCUCUCACCCUCUCUCGAAUGCCAUGCUUCGCCAACUUGCAUUGAAAUUUGGGGCAAAUCAAGUUAUGGAUAACAUUGGCCAGCUCAAUCCCCUGAGGGCUUUCAGUGUUUGGAACAACAGCCGUUUCUUGAACCAGCAGAUUCGCGCGCAAAUUACGAAGCGUGUUGACGCGUUCCGGAACGCCAAGGCACGUCACGAACAAUCAGCGUUUAAUUCGAUCCUUGAUCAAGCUCUAGAGACGUAUUACUCCCAGCCGGGCCGAAAGGUGUCCGAUCCACUCGAUAAUAAAUUUAUGGAUUCACUGUGCGCCCAGCUUCGCAUGUUCUUCUUCGCUGGAUACGAUUCUACCGCGAGCACAAUGGUUACCUGCUGUUAUUUGAUUUGGAAAUACCCAGAGGUCCUAGCCAAGCUCCGCGCUGAACACGAUGAAGUUUUUGGGCGAAACAUUGCAGCGUGUCCGGAUAUAAUCGCCGAGAACCCAUCCAUACUCAACUCUCUACCGUAUACAUUAGCCGUGAUAAAAGAGACACUACGGCUCUUCCCUCCCGCUAGUGGCAUUCGAAUGGGCUGCAAGGAUUUGGUCUUGAAAGGGCGUGAUGGUACUGAGUAUCCCACUGAGGGCUAUGCCGUCCAGAUAAGCCAUUUUAGUAUUCACCGAAACCCUCAAUGCUGGUCCCAACCACUCGAGUUUCUACCCGAGCGGUUCCUCGUAGGGCCAGAUCACGAACUUUACCCAGAGAAAGGAGCUUGGCGUACCUUCGAGUAUGGAACUCGCAACUGCACUGGCCAGGCCUUUGUUCUGAAGGAGGUCAAGGCCUUCCUCGCUAUUAUAUGCAGAGAAUUUGACUUCCAGCAGUGCUAUGACGAGGUGUAUGCCGGAGAAAAACUGGAUCUGACGAACGUGGAUAAUGAAAAGGCAUACUUGAUAGAGCGCGGCUCUGCGCAUAUACGCGGCGAGUUUCCUUGUCGAGUAUCGCUAAGUGGAUACAUCCCUGAGGAAGUGCGGUGAUGGCGAGCUCUAAAUUCUAGAAAUACAUCUUCCCUUGAACAUCAUAAGGGGUCCCCUCUCAAACCGUUGGUCUUAUGAAAUCUCACUAAAUAAUAGGGACUUUUUUAUACCAUCGAAGCUGAUUCCUGAUUCCGACAGUGAAUGAAUAUAAGGCUUUCAUGUCUGUCAUGUAUCGAUAUUGCGGGAUAAUAUGUAUAUUGCAUCGCGAAUUAUCUACCUACCUCUAGCGCAUUACACCUAUAGACCCCGGACCCCCGAAUUAGAACGAAGGUGAUACAGCUCUCAGGCUUAAUUUUUCAGAUGUGCUUCGGUCGGAAUGAGAACUGGUUCUUCUCCAGAAGAGGAUCCCUCCUCUUCUAUGUUUGCUGCCUUUCUAGAGCUGGAUAUAGAUAUUAGUAAAUAAAUUGAAAUAAAGAUAAGAUGACACUCA
Daldinia caldariorum is the source of this 2077-nucleotide messenger RNA. RefSeq names its product cytochrome P450. The transcript has a single exon. The record is from RefSeq and is a predicted model, not a curated record. Lineage: Eukaryota; Fungi; Ascomycota; Sordariomycetes; Xylariales; Hypoxylaceae. Gene Ontology annotation, molecular function: oxidoreductase activity, acting on paired donors, with incorporation or reduction of molecular oxygen; iron ion binding; heme binding. Bases 100 to 1647 code for a protein of 515 amino acids.